This is a messenger RNA of Myiozetetes cayanensis, 12251 nucleotides long. It is a transcript of the gene DNAH12, whose product is annotated as dynein axonemal heavy chain 12. Gene Ontology annotation, cellular component: dynein complex. Gene Ontology annotation, biological process: microtubule-based movement. NCBI's taxonomy places the organism in Eukaryota, Metazoa, Chordata, Aves, Passeriformes, Tyrannidae. Bases 90 to 11960 code for a protein of 3956 amino acids. Gene Ontology annotation, molecular function: ATP hydrolysis activity; minus-end-directed microtubule motor activity; dynein intermediate chain binding. The record is from RefSeq and is a predicted model, not a curated record. The transcript has 74 exons.
GUCAAUCUUUCGGGAUAGCCAUACUCAGCCGCUUAAGCCGCUGUAGGAGGGUGGUCUUUAGCUGAACCCGAGCCCAGUCGCACAACAAGAUGGAGCACUCAGAUGAAGAACCUCCCAAGAAACGGACUUUGAGAACUUUGUUUCGCCCAAUUGUUUUACCUUCAUCAGUCACAACUGAUCUGUCAGCAUCACAGAAAAAACUGUUGACGCACCGAAGAAGCCAUGAGCAGCAAGAGAUGAUUGAUCAGAUACUAAUUGAUCGAGCUCUUAAAGUCUAUGACAAAACCAUGGAAGAAACAUCCCACAGAGAUCCUGAACCUCCUAUUCCAGAACUGCCUUCCAUUGUGAACAAUGAGGAAGACCAACAAAGAGCAGAUUACCUCUACAUGAAGCAACGUGUGCAGAGCAAUCCCGUGGUUCCCAUCCAGCAGCAGUGGCUCAGGUCCAUGCUUGCCCUGGUGCCACGGUCGCUUAUGGAGGGCAAAGAUAGAGAGCUGCUCACUCAAGAGCUCUUAGGGGAGAUAGUAAGGGAUUAUGAAAAGAGCAUGAAAAGAUGUGUGUUGCGAAGAGCUCUUAUUAAACCAGAUGUAGAAGGACUUGAAGAGGAAGAGGAGGCACCUUUGCCUUUGUUGCCCCUAGGCCUGGAUUUUUCUAGUUCGUGGCAUAAGAGCUUUGUCAAAGCAAAAAAUCAAAUCCUUUCCACCUUGCACACUGUCCACCCCACAAUGAAAACUCUGCUGGAUUUUGGUUAUGCAGCAUUCUCUUCCUUCCUUGUAGUGGAUUUCUCUGGUUCCAGAUCAAAAGGACCUACUGACUACAGAUCUUUCAGAACUGAUGCAUCUCUGAGCUGUUCAAAAGCAGAAGAGGACAUAAUGAGUACGUGGUAUCAAAGAGUUGUCAACCUCUUUACUCAGAAGGAGGCCUUGGAUGGUGUAAAGCUGGAUCAGGUUGACUCUUUCUAUAACUGUGUGGCUAUGCUUAUGUCUAAUCAGCUGAAAGAAUUACUGGGACGAACCACUGAAGCUUUUGUGAAACUUUUUGAUCCUGAAGACAGAAGUCGUCUGCCUUUAUUUAAGAUGGAUUUGACUCUUGAAGAAAAUAAUAUUGAGUUUUAUCCAAGCUUUAAAGACUUAGAAGAAUCAGUUUUGUUUGUAGUAGAUUGUAUAGGAGAGACUCUCCAGAACGUCCCCACGAUCCGUUCUUGGCUAACAGGGGGCACUGCAACUGUGAAUGCUGAGCUUCCUAAUCAUGUCAUACAAUGGGCCACAUCCACUCUGAAAAAAUCCAUCAGAGACAACUUAGAAGGCCCAAAGGAACAUUUUGAAAGCUACGUUGAAAAGUAUGGCUGGCUUGUAGAUGGAACUGCAGAGGCACAGAUAGAAAGAUUUGAAGCAGAACAACACAGUUUUGAUGAAUAUACCACUUUCAUAGAUGAAUUCUUCACCCUCAAGAAGGAAAUCUUGAGUUUGCCAGAGACGUUUUAUUUCCCUAUGAUCUGUUUGCAUUGUGAGGAUUUAAAGCAAGGUUUGGCUAACCGUGCAAACAGCUUUGCAAAAAUGCUAAUGGACAAAAUUGUUGCAAAUUACAGAGAGGAAAAUGAAAAGAUAUGCAGUGAAUUUGAAACCAUUAAGGAACGUGCAUUAAAAGUUCCUGAGACAACAGAAGAAAUGGUGGAAACAAUAGAUUACACAAAGCGGGUCAAAACCAAAGAUAUUCCAGACCUGGUGCUAAGGAGCAAGGAGUGCUGUCGGCAAAUGAGUUACUUGUUAGAUGUUUUUUUAUUUGCUCCUGAGGACAUUGAACUAAUUUCAACAGCUAUAUUGUGGCCGAAGAAGAUGAACCUCAUUUUUAAAGAGCAUGAUGAUCUGAUUGAACAGUCUAAAAGUGUCAGAGAGCAAGAACUACUACAGAAAUGUGAGAACCUGCGAGAGGAAUUAGACAAGCUGGCAGAUUCUGUGGCAGAAUUAGAAGAAUAUUCAGAACUGGAUUGCAUGCAACAGUAUGUGGCUGAUGUGAGGACAUUACAGAAAACCAUACAGGACACUGAAGAAACAGUAGCUCUUAUUAACAAUGAAGAGAUUCUGCUUGGAUGGAAACCGAGUGACUUCCCAGUCCUCAACAACAUAAAAGCUGAGAUAGAGCCAUAUCAGAAACUCUUUAAUCUUAUACUGAAAUGGCAGCGAACAGAAAAAAGAUGGAUGGAUGGUACCUUUUUGGAACUAAAUGGGGAAAGCAUGGAGGCUGAGCUGGAUGAGUUUUAUAGAGAGCUAUAUAAAGUGACAAAACUUUUCCAACAAAGGAAGAAAAUGCCACAGGACAGGAAAAAGGCACCACGACCCAAAGAAGAAGUGAAGACAGUAAAAGCAAUAAAGGCUAAUACAACUCUUACAAUGUGUUCCUCAGUUCUAGAGCAGGUUAAAGACUUUAAGGAGAAUAUUCCCACUGUGACUGUCUUUUGUAACCCUGGCAUGAGGGAUCGUCAUUGGGAGCGGAUGUCAAAUAUAGUAGGAUAUGAUUUAACCCCAGAUGCUGGAACUACCCUGAGAAAAAUUUUAAAGCAGAACCUGGGCCCUUAUCUGGAAGAGUUUACAGCUAUAAGUGUGGGUGCAAGCAAGGAAUUUUCCCUGGAGAAAGCAAUGCAUACCAUGAUGGAAGUCUGGGAUUCAAUUUCCUUCAAUACAAACGUGUAUCGUGAGACUGGUAUUCACAUCCUGUCUUCAGUGGAUGAUAUUCAGGCUCUUCUUGAUGAUCAGAUUAUGAAAACUCAGACAAUGAGAGGAUCACCUUUCAUUAAACCAUUUGACAAUGAAAUUAAGGAAUGGGAAAGUCGCUUGAUUCAAAUUCAGGAGAAUAUUGAUGAUUGGCUGAAGGUACAAGCACAGUGGCUUUAUUUGGAACCCAUUUUUUCCUCUGAGGAUAUUAUGCAACAGAUGCCAGAAGAGGGGCGACAGUUCCAGACUGUGGAUAGAUUCUGGAGAGAGAUUAUGAAAUUUUGUGCUGAAGACCCAAAGGUUCUUGUUGCCACUUCCUUGCCAGGGUUAUCAGAGAAGCUUCAGACCAGUAAUGAGCUUCUGGACAAAAUCAUGAAAGGGCUUAAUGCUUACCUUGAGAAAAAACGUCUCUUCUUUCCCCGCUUCUUUUUCUUGUCUAAUGAUGAAAUGUUGGAGAUCCUGUCAGAGACUAAGGAUCCUCUCAGAGUUCAGCCUCACUUGAAGAAGUGUUUUGAAGGCAUUGCUAAGCUGGAUUUCCUUCGCAAUUUGGAUAUUAAAGGAAUGUGCAGUUCCGAAGGCGAGCGCGUACAACUGAUUUCAAACAUUUCUACCUCUGAAGCUCGAGGUGCAGUGGAGAAGUGGUUAAUUCAAGUAGAAGACAUUAUGCUGAAGACUAUACGUGAUGUCAUUGACAGAUCGAGAAUGGCAUAUCUAGAGACUGAGAGAAAACGGUGGGUUCUGGAGUGGCCGGGACAAGUCGUGUUGUGUGUGUCUCAGAUGUACUGGACAAGUGGGGUACAUGAAGUUCUUCGCAGUGGACCUGAGGGUUUAAAGGGUUAUUAUGAUACACUUCAACUUCAACUUAAUGAUAUUGUAGAGCUGGUAAGAGGAAAACUGUCAAAGCAAACAAGGACUACACUGGGUGCCUUGGUUACUAUUGAUGUUCAUGCUAGAGAUGUCAUCAAGGAUAUGAUUGAAAGUGGUGUGCAGAGUGAGACAGACUUCCAGUGGCUUGCACAGCUCCGAUACUAUUGGCAGUCUGAGAACGUCCGUGUUUGCAUCAUCAACUGCAACGUCAAAUACGCCUACGAAUACCUGGGAAACUCCCCCCGCCUCGUCAUCACUCCCCUCACGGACAGGUGUUACCGCACCCUGAUUGGAGCCUUUUAUUUAAACCUCGGUGGUGCACCAGAGGGUCCAGCAGGGACAGGUAAAACAGAGACCACCAAAGAUUUGGCUAAAGCCCUUGCUGUUCAGUGUGUUGUCUUCAACUGCUCUGAUGGCCUUGAUUACCUGGCAAUGGGAAAGUUUUUCAAGGGUUUGGCUUCCACCGGUGCCUGGGCGUGUUUUGAUGAAUUCAAUCGCAUCGAACUGGAAGUGCUGUCUGUGGUGGCCCAGCAGAUCCUGUGCAUCCAGAGAGCCAUCCAGACAAAACAAGAAACAUUUCUCUUUGAAGGAACUGAGCUGAAGCUUAACCCCAACUGUUUUAUAGCUAUUACUAUGAAUCCAGGUUAUGCAGGACGUUCUGAACUUCCAGAUAAUCUGAAGGUCCUUUUCCGAACAGUAGCCAUGAUGGUUCCUAACUAUGCUCUGAUAGCAGAGAUUUCACUCUAUUCUUAUGGAUUUUUGAAUGCUAAAUCCCUGUCAGUGAAGAUAGUGAUGACCUACAGGCUCUGCUCAGAGCAGCUUUCCUCCCAGUACCACUAUGACUACGGCAUGAGAGCAGUCAAGGCUGUGCUGGUGGCUGCUGGCAAUCUGAAGCUGAAAUUUCCCACAGAAGAUGAAGAUAUAUUGCUUCUUAGAUCCAUUAAAGAUGUGAAUGAGCCUAAAUUUUUGUCCCAUGAUAUACCUCUGUUCAUGGGUAUAACCAGUGAUUUAUUUCCUGGAAUUAAGCUUCCUGAGGCAGACUACAACGAUUUUCUGGAAUGUGCCAACGAAUGUUGCAUUCAACAUAAUGUCCAACCUGUAACAACUUUUAUGCAGAAAAUUAUACAGACAUAUGAAAUGAUGAUUGUUAGACACGGCUUCAUGCUGGUAGGGGAACCUUUCUCUGGGAAGACCAAAGUUCUCCAUGUGCUGGCAGAUACACUGUCCCUUAUGAAAAAGCGUGGUUAUGGUGAAGAAGAAAAAGUAAUUUUUAGAACUAUGAAUCCAAAAUCGAUCACUAUGGGUCAGCUUUUUGGGCAGUUUGAUCUGAUAUCCCAUGAGUGGACAGAUGGUGUGGUCGCUACAACCUUCAGGGAGUUCGCCUUGUCUGAGACCCCUGAGCGCAAGUGGGUGAUCUUUGAUGGCCCCAUCGACACUCUGUGGAUAGAAAGCAUGAACACGGUGCUGGAUGACAACAAAAAGCUUUGUUUGAUGAGUGGGGAAGUCAUCCAAAUGUCCCCUCAGAUGACUCUUAUUUUUGAAACGAUGGAUCUUUCCCAGGCAUCACCUGCUACAGUCAGUCGUUGUGGCAUGAUUUAUUUGGAACCUUCUCAGCUGGGUUGGGGGCCGCUUGUCACCUCUUGGCUGAGUAAACUGCCUGAACCUCUGAACUCAAAGGACCACCAAGAUCUUCUGCAGGGGCUUUUUGAGUGGUUGGUUCCACCAGCAUUAAAAGUCCGUCAGAAAAAGUGCAAGGAACUGGUACCUACAAGCAACACCAAUGUUGUAGUAGCUCUCACACGGCUUUUUGAAAUGUUGAUUUGUCCAACUGUGCAAGAGGAUCCCACCAACAAAAACAUCCGUGCCUGGAUCAUGGGUUGCUUUGCUUUUGCCACUGUCUGGUCCAUUGGUGGGAUUUGUGAUGGUGACAGCAGGAUAAUUUUUGAUAAUUUCUUGAGGGACAUUUUGUCUGAGAAAUCUGCAGCAGAUACUGCACCAGCGAGUGUGGGGAAAUGGGAGUGUCCCUUUGAAGAGAAAGGCUUGGUCUAUGACUACGUGUUUGAGCUGAAAGGCAAAGGAAGUUGGGUUCAUUGGAAUGCAUUUAUUGAACAAAUUAGUUCCAGUGAUAAAAAUGUGAAGAUUCAAGAUAUUAUAGUCCCAACUAUGGACACAGUUCGAUAUACUUAUUUGUUAGAGCUCUUCAUUACCCAUGGAAAACCACUGCUCCUGGUGGGACCCACAGGUACUGGCAAGUCUGUGUAUGUCAAGGACAAGUUAAUGAACAACUUGGAAAGGGAGCUCUACUUCCCCUUCUUCAUCAACUUCUCAGCUCGAACCAGUGCCAACCAGACCCAGAACAUUAUCAUGGCCAGGCUGGACAAGAGGCGCAAAGGAGUCUUUGGCCCUCCCAUGGGAAAAAAGUGCAUUAUUUUUGUAGAUGACAUGAACAUGCCUGCUUUGGAGAAGUAUGGGGCACAGCCUCCUAUAGAGCUUUUAAGACAGUUCUCUGACCAUGGAUUUUGGUAUGAUUUAAAGGACACCUCGAAAAUCACCCUUGUGGACAUCCAGUUACUGGCAGCCAUGGGCCCUCCAGGGGGUGGCAGGAACCCCAUCACUCCUCGCUUCCUGCGGCACUUCAACGUCUGCACCAUUAAUUCCUUCAGUGACGAGACGAUGAUCCGCAUCUUCUCCACCGUCAUAGCUCUUUACCUGAGGGCCAACGACUUUCCUUCUGACUUCUCCACAAUUGGGAACCAAAUUGUCACUGCCACUUUAGAGGUGUACAAGAAAGCCAUCAAGAAUCUUUUGCCCACACCAGCCAAAUCUCACUAUACAUUCAACCUGCGGGACUUUUCCCGAGUUAUCCACGGCUGUUUGCUCAUUAAGAAAAACUCAGUGGAAAACAAACGUGUCAUGAUUCGGCUGUUUGUCCAUGAAGUGUUUCGUGUCUUCUAUGACCGUCUGGUGGAAGAUGAUGAUAGAGCCUGGUUGUUCAAUCUAGUGAAAGAUAUUGUGAAAGAACAUUUCAAAGAAACAUUUGACUCAGUUUUUGCACACCUGAAGGAAGGAAAGGCUCCUGUAACAGAAGAAAACAUGAGAAGUUUGUGUUUUGGUGACUAUAUGGUUCCAGAACUUGAGGGAGAUGAAAGACUUUAUAUUGAAGUUCCAAGCAUUCAGGAGUUCAGUGAUGUUGUGGAGCAGUGUCUGGAUGAAUAUAAUCAAACCCAGAAAACAAGAAUGAACCUUGUUGUUUUCAGGUACAUGUUGGAACACCUGUCUCGGAUAAGCCGCGUCCUGAAGCAGCCGGGGGGCAAUGCCUUGCUGGUUGGAAUGGGAGGGAGUGGCCGGCAGUCCUUGACUCGUCUGGCAGCAUUCAUGGCAAGGAUGUGGGUUUUUCAACCAGAGAUUUCUAAGACCUAUGGUACAAAUGAGUGGAGAGAAGAUCUGAAAAGACUUCUGAAGAGUGCAGGUGUAAAAGGCUUGAAAACUGUAUUUCUAAUCACAGAUGCACAAAUUAAAGAAGAAAGCUUUUUAGAAGAUGUUGACAGUGUCCUCAACACUGGGGAGGUACCCAAUCUUUUUGCAGCAGAUGAAAAACAAGAAAUUACAGAGGGUGUUCGUGCAGCAGUUCAGACUGACAGCAAAGGUGAAGAACUCAGUCCCUUGGCCUUGUUUGCAUAUUUUGUGAACUUCUGCAAAGAAAAUCUCCACAUUGUGGUGGCCUUCAGCCCCAUCGGAGAUGCCUUCCGCAACCGCCUGAGACAGUUCCCGUCCCUCAUCAACUGCUGUACCAUUGACUGGUUCCAGCCAUGGCCUGAAGAUGCCCUUGAACGUGUGGCCAGUAAGUUCUUAGAAACACUGGAGCUCACAGAGACCGAGCGCCAGGGAGUUGUGCCCAUCUGUAAAUACUUUCAUACUUCAGUUUUGGCACUCUCUGAAAGAUUCUUGCAAAGUCUGGGAUGCCACAAUUAUGUUACUCCUACUUCAUAUCUUGAGCUUAUUGCUGCAUUUCAGAGACUUCUUACUGAGAAACGAGACAGUGUAAUGAAAGCCAAGAAAAAAUAUGUGAAUGGACUAGAAAAACUAGCUUUUGCUGAGUUACAGGUUGCUGAGAUGAGACAAGAACUGGUUCAGCUGCAGCCCAAACUGGAAGAGGCUAAAGUGGAAAAUGCAAACAUGAUGAAGAUAAUAGAAAUAGAAUCUGCAGAAGUAGAAGAAAAAAGAAAAGUUGUAAAAGUAGAUGAAGAAAUUGCUACAGAAAAAGCUGAAGAAGCUCAGGCAUUGAAAAAUGAAUGUGAGAGUGACCUGGCACAGGCAAUACCUGUCCUGGAGGCUGCAAUUGGUGCUCUUGAUACUUUAAAGCCCUCUGACAUAGCAGUUGUCAAAACAAUGAAAAAUCCUCCAGCCGGUGUCAAACUUGUCAUGGCUGCUGUCUGUGUCAUCAUGGGAAAGAAACCUGAGAAAAUUGCAAACCCUUCAGGGUCUGGAGGCAAGAUUUUGGAUUACUGGACUACAAGCCAGAAAAUGCUUGGCAACAUCAAUUUCUUAAGGGAGUUGAAAAGCUGUUCUGAGAGCCCUCUUCCAGAAGCCGUCAUGCAAAAAAUUCGGACUGAAUACUUGACCAACCCAGAGUUUGAUCCACAAGUGGUGGCUAAAGCUUCCUCGGCAGCAGAGGGUUUAUGCAAGUGGAUUAAGGGAAUGGAAGUGUAUCACAGGGUGUCAAAGGAGAUUGAACCCAAGAAGGAACGUUUGAGAGUGGCUGAGGAGUCCCUGGCAGAGACAAUGACGCUCCUGAACCAGAAGAGGGAAGAACUUGCAGCAGUCGAAGGUCGUUUGGCUGCUUUGGAGCAAACCUUCACUGAGAAGACUGAAGAGAAGGCUCGUUUAGAAUUCCAGGUCGAGCUGUGUGCCAAAAAACUGGAACGAGCAGAGAAGUUGAUUGGAGGCCUUGGUGGAGAGAAAACAAGAUGGGAUAAAGCUGCAAAAGAUCUUCAAGAGGAAUAUGAUAAUCUGACAGGUGAUGUUCUGGUAUCAGCUGGUGUAAUAGCAUAUCUGGGAGCUUUUACUGCUGCAUUUCGACAAGAGUGUACCAAAGAUUGGAGCAAACUAUGCCAGGAGAAAAAUAUCCCUUGUUCUGAGGAUUUCUCUUUGAGUCAGAAUCUUGGUGACCCAAUAAAAAUCAGAGCCUGGAAUAUUGCUGGUUUGCCAACUGAUGCAUUUUCUGUAGACAAUGGGGUCAUUGUUGACAACUCAAGACGUUGGCCACUAAUGAUUGAUCCUCAAGGACAAGCAAAUAAAUGGGUCAAGAAUUUUGAGAAGGAAAACCGUCUGAACGUUAUCAAGAUCAGUGACACGGAUUACAUGAGAACCGUGGAGAACUGCAUCCAGUUUGGGACUCCACUGCUGCUGGAAAAUGUUGGGGAGGAACUGGACCCAUCCCUUGAGCCUCUGCUGCUUAAACAGACCUUUAAACAAGGAGGCAUGGAGUGUAUCAGGCUUGGUGAGUCUGUUAUUGAAUAUUCCAGUGAUUUCAAGUUUUUUAUUACCACAAAACUAAGAAAUCCACAUUAUAUGCCUGAACUUGCUACAAAAGUUUUAUUACUGAAUUUUAUGAUAACACCAGAGGGACUUGAAGACCAGUUGCUGGGUAUUGUCGUAGCAGAGGAGAGGCCAGAUUUAGAAGAGGAAAGAAAUGCUCUCAUCGUUCAGUCUGCAGCCAAUAAAAAGAGCCUAAAAGAAAUUGAGAAGAAAAUUUUAGAAACUCUACAUUCAUCUGAAGGGGACAUUCUGGAAGAUGAAACUGCCAUCCAGGUCUUGGAUUCUGCUAAAGUAAUGUCUAAUGAGAUCACAAAAAAACAGCAGGUUGCAGAGAAAACGGAGCAGAAGAUCGCGGAGUCGCGCGAGGCCUAUCGGCCCGUGGCACAGCACUCGGCUGUGCUGUUCUUCAGCAUCGCUGACCUGGCCAACAUCGACCCCAUGUACCAGUACUCCCUCAGCUGGUUUGUCAACCUCUUCAUCCACUCCAUUCACGACAGCAAUAAAUCCAAAAUAUUGAAGAAGCGACUUCAGUACCUGAAUGACCACUUCACAUACAAUCUGUACUGCCAAGUGUGCCGCUCCCUGUUCGAGACCGACAAGCUGCUCUUCUCGUUUCUGCUCUGCUGCAACCUGCUCAUGGCUAGUAAUGAAAUAGAACGUCAAGAGUUUAUGUUCUUACUAACUGGGGGUGUGGGUCUCAAGAAUGAGUAUCAGAAUCCAGCUCCAUCUUGGCUGUCAGACAAGAGCUGGGAUGAAUUAUGUCGUGCAAGUGAAAUGCCAGCUAUGGAAAGACUGAGGAGUCACGUCUCUGAAAAUAUUGGUGAAUGGCAAAAAAUUUAUGACAGCAAAGAGCCUCAAAAUUGUCCAUUACCAGAAGAAUUGGAUAAUACAUUAACUGAAUUACAAAAGAUUAUAGUUCUUCGGUGCUUAAGACCAGACAAGAUUAGUCCAGCUAUAACAACGUUUGUUACAGAUAAACUGGGGAAGAAAUUUGUUGAGCCACCACCUUUUGAUCUAUCAAAAAGUUACUUGGAUUCAAAUUCUACAAUCCCCUUAAUAUUUGUGCUGUCUCCAGGAGCAGAUCCCAUGUCUAGCCUCCUGAAAUUGGCAACUGACAGAGAGAUGGUGGGGGACAAGUUCCAGUCCAUCUCCUUAGGACAAGGACAAGGACCUAUAGCUACAAGAAUGAUUGAAACAGCAAUGGAAGAAGGAACAUGGGUCUGUUUACAGAAUUGUCAUUUGGCUGUCUCCUGGAUGCCAACGCUGGAGAAAAUAUGUGAGGAGCUUAACAGUGAAAAAUGUCACCCAGACUUCAGACUUUGGCUUACAAGUUACCCUUCACCAAAGUUCCCAGUAACCAUUCUGCAGAAUGGAGUGAAGAUGACAAAUGAACCUCCUACUGGUCUCCGGUUAAACCUACUUCAGUCAUUUCUCUCUGAUCCUAUUUCUGAUCCCGUGUUCUUCUCUGGAUGCCCUGGAAAGGAGCUGGUAUGGGAGAAACUGCUCUUUGGAGUUUGUUUUUUCCACGCUCUUGUUCAGGAGAGGAGAAAGUUUGGCCCUCUGGGUUGGAAUAUACCCUAUGGAUUUAACGAAUCAGAUCUGAGGAUCAGUAUCAGACAGCUCCAGCUGUUCAUCAAUGAAUACAGCCAUGUUCCCUUUGAGGCUGUGUCCUACCUGACUGGGGAGUGUAACUAUGGAGGCCGAGUGACAGAUGACUGGGACCGGCGUUUGCUGCUGACGAUGCUGGAUGACUUCUACAAUCCAGACAUCAUUGAAAACCCCCGGUACACUUUUUCUCCCAGUGGCAACUAUUAUGCUCCACCAAAAGGCACCUAUGAGGAAUACAUCGAGUUUAUUAAGAGUCUUCCCUUUAGUCAGCAACCAGAGAUAUUUGGCUUGCAUGACAAUGUGGAUAUUGCGAAAGAUCUUCAGGAAACCAAGACCCUCUUUGAAUCUCUGCUUUUAACACAAGGAGGAGGCACUCAGGGAACUUCUGGGGGAGGCGACAGCACCCUUUAUGCAAUUGCAGAUGAUAUUCUCAGCAAGCUUCCAAAUGAUUUUGACAUUGAAAGUUGCCUACUUAAAUAUCCUGUGAGAUAUGAAGAAAGUAUGAACACUGUGCUGGUGCAAGAAAUGGAAAGAUUUAACAAUUUAAUCCGAACUAUUCGUAUUACACUCAUUAACCUGAAGAAAGCCAUUAAGGGACUGGUUGUUAUGGAUGCUGAGCUGGAGGCUCUGUCUGGCAGUCUCCUUAUUGGAAAAGUUCCUGAGAAGUGGGCACAACAUUCCUACCCAAGCCUAAAGCCAUUAGGGAGCUACAUUGUAGAUUUGCUAGCAAGGCUCAAGUUUUUACAGGAUUGGUAUGAGUUAGGAAAGCCCCCUGUUUUUUGGCUGUCAGGAUUCUAUUUUACUCAAGCUUUCCUAACUGGAGCAAUGCAAAACUAUGCUAGGAAACACAGAAUCCCUAUUGACCUUCUGGGAUAUGAAUUUCAGGUUAUUCCUCAGGAUACUGCUGAUACUGCACCAGAAGAUGGUGUUUAUAUCCACGGAUUAUUUUUAGAUGGAGCUCGCUGGGACAGGACAAAGGGAAUGUUGACUGAGCAGUAUCCCAAAGUGCUCUUUGAUGCCAUGCCAAUCAUCUGGAUAAAGCCAACUCCAAAAUCAGACAUAAAGGAAUCCAAUGCCUACGUUUGCCCACUCUACAAGACAAGUGAGCGCAAAGGAGUCCUUUCGACCACCGGCCAUUCCACCAACUUCGUCAUCGCCCUGAGGCUGGACACGGACAAACCCGUCCAGCACUGGAUCAAGAGGGGGGUUGCACUGCUCUGCCAGCUGGAUGACUGACCCUGGGCACUUCAGGCCAGGCUCCACGAGAUCCUGUUCUUUUUGUUGGCUUACACAGCAAAGGGAACACAGCGUGGAAAAGAAACAUCUGGAGUUUUUAUAUUAAGAGGGCUACAAAUACUUUCUGAUCCUCGGUAUUUUGUCUUAAUUAAGUAUGUGUUGUUAUUAUUAGUGUCUUUACAGUCUGUAAACAAACAACUAGGAUUUUAGCCCUCGGUAAUGUUAUUGUUGUGUGAACAUCAGUUUUAUGCCUUAGUUAAAUAUCACAAAAUGUAUGUUAAUGAAAGUAGU